CCGAUACUUAGUUUCACCAGUUGAACUUGGGACCCACUACUGCCCUCAGCUCCGAGUUGGGGGCGAGGGGCCUUUGGUGACACCGACUUUUGCAGUGUGCUCCUAGCUAUUUCGGAGACUCCAGGGCCUCCUGGUCGUUGUCAGAAGGUUUGAGAAGGUGCUCCGAGCGCUGUGCCUGGGUGGCUAACGGCUGGCCCUCCUCUCUGCCGCGCAGAGUGAGUGCAGGAGGCGGAUCCUGGGCGCGUGAGGGCGACAGUCGGAGUGCGGGGCAUGAACCUGGAGGGCAGCGGCCGAGGAGGAGAGUUCGGAAUGAGCUCGGUGAGCUGCGGCAAUGGGAAACUCCGCCAGUGGCUGAUCGACCAGAUCGACAGCGGCAAGUACCCAGGGCUAGUGUGGGAGAACGAGGAGAAGAGCAUCUUCCGCAUCCCCUGGAAGCACGCGGGCAAGCAAGACUACAACCGCGAGGAGGACGCCGCCCUCUUCAAGGCUUGGGCACUAUUUAAAGGAAAGUUUCGAGAAGGCAUAGAUAAGCCAGACCCUCCUACCUGGAAGACACGUUUGCGGUGUGCUUUGAACAAGAGCAAUGACUUUGAGGAACUUGUGGAGAGGAGUCAGCUGGACAUCUCAGACCCCUACAAAGUAUACAGGAUUGUUCCUGAGGGUGCAAAAAAAGGAGCAAAGCAGCUCACCCUGGAGGACCCACAGAUGACCAUGAGCCACCCCUACACCAUGACGACUCCUUAUACCUCACUCCCAGCUCAGCAGGUUCAUAACUACAUGAUGCCACCCCAUGACCGAAGCUGGAGGGAAUAUGUCCCUGAUCAGCCCCACCCAGAAAUCCCAUAUCAAUGUCCUGUGACGUUUGGAUCCCGCAGCCACCACUGGCAAGGCCCGGCUUGUGAAAAUGGUUGCCAGGUGACAGGAACCUUUUAUGCUUGUGCCCCGCCUGAGUCCCAGGCCCCUGGAAUCCCCAUAGAGCCAAGCAUAAGGUCUGCUGAAGCCUUGGCGCUCUCAGACUGUCGACUCCACAUUUGUUUGUACUACCGGGAGAUCCUGGUGAAAGAGCUGACCACAUCUAGCCCAGAAGGCUGUCGGAUCUCCCAUGGGCAUACCUAUGAUGCCAGUAACCUGGACCAGGUCCUUUUCCCCUACCCAGAAGACAAUGGCCAGAGGAAAAACAUCGAGAAACUUCUGAGCCACCUGGAAAGGGGUGUGGUCCUCUGGAUGGCCCCCGACGGUCUGUAUGCCAAAAGACUGUGCCAGAGCAGGAUCUACUGGGAUGGGCCUCUGGCACUCUGCAGUGACCGACCCAAUAAACUGGAGAGGGACCAGACUUGCAAGCUCUUUGACACACAGCAGUUUUUAGCAGAGUUGCAAGCUUUCGCUCACCAUGGCCGUCCCCUGCCAAGAUUCCAGGUAACUCUGUGCUUCGGAGAAGAGUUUCCAGAUCCUCAGAGGCAAAGGAAGCUCAUCACUGCUCACGUCGAACCUCUACUAGCCAGACAACUAUAUUAUUUUGCUCAGCAAAACAGUGGACAUUUCCUAAGGGGCUAUGAUUUACCUGAACACAUUAACAGUCCAGAGGAUUAUCACAGAUCUAUUCGCCACUCGUCCAUUCAAGAAUGAAAAUGUCAAGACAAGUGAUUUUGUUUCAUUGUAAAUAUCUGACUUUGACAGGAAAAGCUGAUUGAAAUCCCUCUUUUUCUUUUGAGAAACUUGGAAAUUGGGGCUUCAAUUCAACACUUGAGGAGAACUUCAGCAAGAAUGGGUGUAAAAAGGCCUGCUCCAUCUAAUUGACAGAUGAGUUUAUACAAAAAGGAAGAACGGUUUUCAGGGUCUUCCGUAGACUGCCAUCUUUGAUGAUUACUGUGAAAAUUGACCAAAGGGUGUGUUUACAUUUACUUAAAUGCUAUCUUUAAUUUGAUGUGGAUUAUUUUUUGCUUGAAAACUGAGAAAACUUGUGUUUCAGUAUUGACCACUAACUAAAAGCACGUAAGUGUUGUCCUAUUUCUCAGGGAAAUAAUAUCUAAAUUUGAAGUGACUCUGCCCACAAAAGAAAUGUAUUAAUGCACAUAGAAGAUGUUGCUUUUGUAGAAAAUGCUUGCUGUUAGAAAGAGAAUCUUUGACUGAGGUGGCCUCAGUCAGUGCCUUCAGCUUUAGGGUGGCUGAUCAUCCCGCCCCUGGCCUGGGUCUCACCGGAGCAUGGACUUCCCUGCCCUGUCUCUCACUGCCCCCCAUUUGCUGUCUCUCCUUGGGUGACCCUGGAGCCAGUUGUAUUUUCUGGAACCAAAAAGCAUUAGGGCUACCCUUGAUUGGUGUAUUUUUGUCAGUUCUACAAUCUUGUAAUGACUGCUUAAGAUAUUUUUUGUUUCUCAUUCUGUAGGAAAUAUUGCUAAAGAUUUUUUCUUUAGAAAAAAAAAAAGAUCAACAAUCCAAGUACUAAAGAUAUAUUUCUGAAACUCGGUGACAUUUCCCCUCUUACCCUGUUUGUUUUGUUUGGCUAUCAGUUAGUUAUCCAUGACAACACUAAAGAGGAGGAGCCGAUGCUUUUCAAUUUGGUGAACUCUGUUAGGAAAGAUGAUGACAGGAUUUCACUGAUUGCAUAACUGCAGACUCAGUGCGCUGUUUUUGCUUAUUUUGUAUAUUAUAUGCUUCCUCAUGCCAAUAUGGUUUGACAGGACCUUGAAAUUACUGGGCUUUUUCCAAAUACAUCUUUUUAUAGAAUCACUAAGAUCUCCACAUGCUUAAGUAAAUCCGAUCACUUCCUUGUUGAUUGUUUUGGAAAAGUACAGAUGUUGAGACUGAUGCUGGCAACUGAUAUUUUUAUCAUACUACAAAAAAAACUGCUAUUAGUUUCAGGCACAGCAAAAGACUUAGUAGUUCUCAAAUAUAUGCCACUCUUCUUCUAAUCUAUAUUUUUAAAUUCAUUCAACAAACAGUAUCCCUUGCAUUAGACAGAUUAUAUUUAGCCUUUAUCCAGUUUAGUAAGCAAUUAAGCAUGGAAAUGUCAUUUUUUUAACUUUUAAAAGGAGGGGUAUUUUUCCCAAAGAUUUAAUUUAUUUACUUGAGAGAGAGAGAGUGCGCACGCAAAUGAGAGAGAGAGAGAGAGAGAGCAUGAGCAGGGAGGAGGGGCAGAGGGAAAAGGAGAAGCAGAAUCCCUGCUGAGCAGGGAGUCCAAUGUGGGACUGAUCCCAGGACCCCAGGAUCAUGACCUGAGCCCAAGGCAGAUGCUUAACCAACUGAGCCACCCAGGCACCCCAAAGAUUUUUUAAUAACAUAAUACAUAUUAACUACAGAAAAUGUAAAUAUAGACAGGCAAAAAUGAAGAAACAUCCUCUUUCUUUUUCCCAGCCCAAAAUAUCCACAAGAACAGUUUGACUUAUUCUUCCAAUACACUUCACUUCUCUAUAGAUAUACAUCAGCUCAAAAAACCUUAUAGGAUCAUCUUGCAACCCUUUUAUGCAGUGCUCUCUUAACCUAACAACACAGAUUUACCUCACUCUUUUUAGAAGCAUUUUCGUUACAGAAUUCCACCACCAUGCAGUCCAUAGCACAGUUUAAGGAAUUUCAUCAGCAGCUAAAAGGGAAUACACAUGGACAGCAGAUUAUAUUUUGUGAAUUGCAGUAAUUUAUACAUCUUAUAGAUGCAAAGUAUUUUAGGAUAUAUUAUCCUAAGGGGGAAUUGAAAACAAAAUUAGGAACAACUGUGACACAGGCCCCAGUGUAUGUGGCCCUCUUCCGUGGAGAAUAUUUAACCCCCUACCAGUGCUUCAGAGAAGUUCUCUGGUGUCAUUCCCAGGGGUGCUGUGUCUUCUGAAUUCUCAAAGUAGAUGAUUUGAUGCUUGAUUUCUAUUGUUGCGAAUUCUUUUCUUCUUUCUUUCUUAAUAUUAAUCUGCUUUACCACUGGAGUUAUAUUUUCUGGAAAAUAGUCUUGACUUGGGCCACUUUCCACUUUCUCUUCUUUAGUCCCAUCUACUUUGACUUUUUUUUUUUUUUUUAAUUUGGAGAAAUCCAGACUGUGUGCUAAUGAAUGAAUUAUUAAAUAAUCAGGGUAAAGGAUCCUGACAGUUGUCUCAGGACUUUGAAAAUGAAUGAUUUCCUCAUUCCUUAACUUGAUAAAGUAGAAUUUAGCUUGUAGUAAUGGAAGAUACUAUAGAGGACUUUAGGCAUUUAUUAUGCUAAAAAGCUUCAGAUGACAAGGUUAAAAAAUGUUUAAGUCUCACAGGUGCAUGUUCUAAUGUUUUAUUUCUUGUUCUGUGUAUUUAAUAAACAGUGGGCAGUAGUUGAUGUCUUCUGGAACACUGUAAAAACCAGGGUGACCAACCCAUUUCAAACCCAAACCUUGGAACCCCCUCAGUUCCGGGCAAAACCGGAGUGUUUGGAGCCCUAUUGAGAGCCCAGCAAGACUGUUGCCUUUAAGCUAGGAAGACUCUGCUCCACUGGGACAUAUAGUUUAAAAUUCUGCAUGGAAUGAACAACACGACAACAUGGUUAUCACCAAAGCACAGAUAUGCCAGGUUUGUGUUUAUAAAAAGGCACACACUGGGCUAGGGUAUGAGCAAGGUUUUCUUUGCAUGUCACUGUGUGUAGGAGUCUUGGUGCAGGGUCUGGCAUGGGCUUUUGCCUGAGAGGGAAACAACAGGUGCACAUGCAUCCCAAGAGAAGCCUUGCUCCUGUGUUGGCUAUACCAGUGACCAUCAAAUUUUUUUUUCAUAUAUAUACAUAUAUAUACAUAUAUAUAUCUAUGUUUUUUUUUUUUUUUUUUUUUUUUUUUUUUGCCAAACCACUUUUCAUUCCUCUUUGAUCACAUUUCCCCUUUCUCCACAGGUACAUGUUUUUCUAGAAGUGGUGAGCUUCUUUAAAGUCUAUAUUUUUACUAUAUAUCCCUAGUUUAUAGCGGACAGGCAUCUAUUCAAAUGUUGCAUUAGGGCUAUCCUGCCAUAUGCAUUGUUCUGCAACUUACUUUUCUCAUAGCUCCAUCUUUGAGAUUGAUCCAUGUCAAUGUAGGUGGAUCUCAUCCAUCUCUUGUUAACUGGUGUCAAAUAGCUUGUCACAUGAACACAGUAUUCCUGGUAUUUAUUUUCACUGCUUUCAGGAGAGAAUGUAGGUGAAGUGUAGUUGAAGUGAGGGAAAAGAAAGAUAGGAUGUGGACAAAAACCAAAAAGUGCAGCAGGCCUCCUCCAAUAUAAACUCCUGUUUUGCUUUACACUCUGAGAUGGAAGGAACUUAAUGGGUAGUGGGAUUCAUUUCCUGCACCCCAUCUAGAUAAGUGGCUAGGACCAGGCAGCUUCCUUGGCUUCAAUCCAUAGCUAUGCUGGCUCCCUCUUGCUGCUAGGUCUCCCAGACAAGGAUGUCUAGAGAACCAGGCAGAUCAUUCUGUGGAAAAUGAUUGUACAUAAUGUCAUGAAUUUUUGCUGUAAAUUGCUUUUCAAAACAGAUUGACAUUCGUGAUAAUCUGGUGUUUUAUGUAGUUGUUAAAUAAAGACUUUUUUAAAAAAGUAA
Messenger RNA from Mustela lutreola (European mink), 5502 nucleotides. RefSeq names its product interferon regulatory factor 4 (gene IRF4). The record is from RefSeq and is a predicted model, not a curated record. NCBI's taxonomy places the organism in Eukaryota, Metazoa, Chordata, Mammalia, Carnivora, Mustelidae. The coding region runs from base 271 to 1626 and encodes 451 amino acids. Gene Ontology annotation, cellular component: nucleus. Gene Ontology annotation, molecular function: DNA-binding transcription factor activity, RNA polymerase II-specific; protein binding; RNA polymerase II cis-regulatory region sequence-specific DNA binding. The transcript is spliced from 9 exons. Gene Ontology annotation, biological process: immune system process; regulation of transcription by RNA polymerase II.